This is a messenger RNA of Monomorium pharaonis (pharaoh ant), 3406 nucleotides long. It is a transcript of the gene ago, whose product is annotated as F-box/WD repeat-containing protein 7. The transcript has 9 exons. Gene Ontology annotation, biological process: proteasome-mediated ubiquitin-dependent protein catabolic process; ubiquitin recycling. Gene Ontology annotation, cellular component: nucleus; cytoplasm. Bases 436 to 2433 code for a protein of 665 amino acids. Gene Ontology annotation, molecular function: ubiquitin binding. The record is from RefSeq and is a predicted model, not a curated record. Lineage: Eukaryota; Metazoa; Arthropoda; Insecta; Hymenoptera; Formicidae.
ACGUGUGCGAAUCGUAGGAGUCGGGAGGUUUGGAGCAGUGUGGAGGUAAAAAGCUAGUAGAGCCGCCAGAAGGCUGUCCGAUGGAUUCACCCCGUUCGCCGUGUUUACGUCCAUCGCUUGCCUUCCUCUCGACGUUCGCGCUGCUCUAGAUUCACGCUCAUUCUCUCCUGCCCCUUCGCAUUGUCGCGUAUCGCCCGUGUUUCUAACCUAAAGAUCGCCCCCAUCGCACGCGAGGGAGAUGAAUGCCAUGCUCCUUUGAUAGAGGCGUCACGUCGUCGCCGACAUCACCGACACGCAGGCACAUCGGAUUCUUCGCAGUCCCCGUCGCAUCUGGGGAUCAUCGUCAAGGUCGAGACUGAGAAAGGCUGACGACCGGGAACUGCGAUCGUCCUAAGUACAGUUACUAUACCCAUAUACAUAAUACUACGUAUAGUAAUGUCUAUCCCUCCUCCAUCCUCCAACAAUAUAUCUGACAAUAAUAAGCUAGGCGGUGCCAGUCCUAGUCCAAUUGAGGGUAUUGAAGGAGUUCCAGGACCAAGUUCCUUGGAUCCUAUGCAUUCAGUGUUACCACAAGAUGAAGAAUUUGAGGACUAUGGAGAUGAUGAAGAGGAGGGUGAGGAGGAGAGUAGUGAAGGGGAAAGUGAGAUUAGCGACAGUGGAUUGUUUUGCGAUACCGAAGGUACGGCAGAAGUUGAGAGCUGCAACAAUUGUCAAUCACCUGUGUCACAGUCUCAAGUGGUUUUGUCUGAACAAGUUCAGAGUCCAGUAUCGCAUAAUUGUGUGCCAUCUGAUGCGACUCAACCUCAGAGAAAGCGAAAGAUUGAAACAGAGUGUUUUUUACCCUGUAAAAAACUUAAUCCAGAAGAAAAGUCUCAUACAAUGACUGCAAGAAAGUUAGAUGAUAAAGGUAAACAUGUGAGAUGUGUCAUUCCUACCAAGGACAAUCCUCCCCCUGAAAUGAGCAGUUGGCUUUUGCAAUUUCAGAGAUGGUCAAAUGCGGAAAGGAUGUUGGCAAUAGACGAAUUAAUAGAGAGAUGUGAGCCCACGCAAGUGCGUCACAUGAUGCAGGUAAUAGAGCCGCAGUUUCAACGCGAUUUCAUAUCGUUGCUACCAAAGGAGUUGGCAUUAUCGGUAUUAGCCUUUCUGGAGCCAAAGGAUCUUCUGAGAGCGGCUCAAACCUGUCGGAACUGGCGAUUCCUAGCCGACGACAAUCUUCUCUGGAAAGAGAAGUGCAAGGCAGCUGGUAUAGAGGACUUGAAGGAUCUACCACCGCCAAAACGAAAGAACUGUCGAAGCAGCAGUCAUAACUCGUCGCCGUGGAAGCAGGCCUACAUGCGGCAACACAAUAUUAAAAUGAAUUGGAGAACGAAGCCGAUUCGCCCGCCGAAAGUGUUAAAAGGCCACGACGAUCAUGUUAUUACAUGCCUUCAGUUCUCCGGAAACCGGAUAGUUAGUGGUUCGGAUGACAAUACUCUCAAAGUAUGGUCCGCUGUUACUGGCAAGUGUUUACGGACAUUGGUUGGUCACACUGGGGGCGUGUGGUCUUCGCAGAUGUCGGGUACAAUCGUAAUCAGUGGUAGUACGGACCGUACUUUAAAAGUGUGGAACGCGGAGACUGGUCAUUGUAUUCAUACAUUAUACGGUCAUACGUCGACGGUUAGGUGUAUGCAUCUGCAUGGUAACAAGGUUGUCAGUGGUAGUAGAGACGCGACACUGAGAGUGUGGCAGGUGGACACGGGGGAGUGCUUACAUGUGCUCGUGGGACAUCUAGCGGCAGUCAGAUGUGUGCAAUAUGAUGGAAAGUUGGUGGUUAGUGGUGCCUACGACUAUAUGGUCAAAGUUUGGAACCCAGAACGUGAGGAGUGCCUUCAUACCUUACAAGGACAUACUAACCGCGUUUAUUCCCUCCAGUUCGACGGUGUGCACGUUGUUAGCGGAUCAUUGGACACGAGUAUAAGAGUGUGGGAAGUAGAAACAGGUGCUUGUAGACAUACUCUGAUGGGCCAUCAGUCUCUCACCUCGGGAAUGGAGUUGCGCAAUAAUAUUUUAGUAUCAGGCAAUGCUGAUUCCACCGUCAAAGUAUGGGACAUUGUUAGCGGUCACUGCCUUCAAACUCUCUCCGGUCCGAACAAACAUCAAUCGGCGGUUACUUGCCUUCAGUUCAAUAGCCAUUUUGUAAUUACGUCUUCUGACGAUGGUACGGUAAAACUCUGGGAUGUUAAGACUGGUGAUUUCAUUAGGAAUCUAGUUUCUCUGGAAAGUGGGGGUAGCGGCGGUGUUGUGUGGCGAAUUCGAGCGAGUGAUACGAAACUAGUGUGUGCAGUAGGUAGUCGUAACGGUACCGAGGAGACGAAACUGCUUGUCCUCGAUUUCGACGUUGAGGAGCAUUUGUCAACGGUGGCAGACGAAAACGAGGCGACUGAGACGUACUGAAAACUGCGAAGCAAAAUGACAUUAAUUGAAGAAUCUCAUACCUCCUGGAGCAAACUGUCGACGACACGUCAUUCGCAUCAUACAGAUCUUUUUACAAGAAAUUUCAAACAUUUGUUAUAUAUUGCCACGUUUGUGUAACUUAUUAGCUGAGAUUCGCCAAACUAAGUUUUUUAAACUUUAGCUUUAACAUUUCUCGCGCGAUUAUGUAAUUUCAAACUUUAUUUGCCUAUAUAAAUAUCGAUCUGGUUAAAAACAAAUAUUUUUAUAAACGUUUUCAAACCAAUAUUUUUAUGAUUGACGUUUAUAAGGAGAAGGUGGUUUUUUUCGGCAAUUAUAUAGCAAAAUUUUUCUAACAAAAAAAUAUUUGAUUAAUAAUUUUUUCUUGUUGUGAUAAAACACUACUCCUUCAAAAGUUGCAUGUUUCACUCCAUUUUGGUGCAAUAUACAAAUGUAGCGCACUUAUUUGCGUGCAAUACAGAUUUACAAAACAAUGGGUAAAUACAAGUUUACACAGAACAGAACAAUUAGUCUUUGUUUUUGAUGAUUAAGCAUGUUAAUUUUACCAAUAUUGAGUGAACUUGCUAAACGGAGAAUAUUUGUAUUAGCCAGAUCUUCACGUUUAGUGCAAAUCAAAGACUUAGAAACAUUGAAUCAUUGUCACUGACGAUUUUUAUAUGGAUUCUACUGAAUCAUGUUAUGCAUGACAUCGGAUAAUGCAAUUUGUGCAAAUGCAUCUUUAUUAUUGGACCUAGGUUAGACUAGGUGUCAUGUUUAUUUGUAUAUUGCUCAAUAGUUUAUAUUAUAAGAAUGUGUUACCUGUUGUAUCAUUUUUUUAUAAGAAAUAGAAAAAAUAUGUUGCUGCAUAUUUUAGAUUUUGUUUUUUUUUUUUAAAUUUAUUACAAACUGUAAACAUGUUCUUGUGCUAAGAAACAUAUUUUGUACAAAAUAAAUGUUCGAUUUCGACUCUUUCUAU